GUAUAAUCGUAGUGCAUUAUAAAUUGUAGCAUUACGAUGUAACAUGUGACCUAAGUAAUUCUUCCGAUGAAUCCGAUCCAAGAGGGAAAGGGUGAUUAUGCGAGGGGACGGCGCGCGCAAAGCUAAUAUAGAGAUAACAAGAAUCUGAUGUUCCCCCCAAAAAAAUAAGAUAACAAGAAUCUGUGGGCUCCCCCAUCUGUGAAGUCAAUACGAUCAACUGAUCAAGAAUCUCGUAAAAGCCCUUCCAAAAGAAUAAAAAGAAGCCCAUCUUCUUGAGAAAUGGUUCCAUAAAAAGAUCUGCGAGUUUUCAUCAAGUAUUUCAACCGUCUGAAAGCGAUAUAGACAGCUGCGAGUGAGAGCAAGCCAUGGAUCUAGCCAGUCAGUUGCAGAGACAAUUUGUUGACUACUCAAAAACUCUGAUCCUUGAGGGUUUCUUGGAUGAUCAGUUUAAGCAGCUUCAGAAAUUGCAAGAUGAGAGCAACCCAGAGUUUGUGUUUGAAGUGGUGUCCCUAUUCUUUGAAGAUUCAGAGAAGCUUCUCAAUGAUUUGGCCAAUGCUCUACAACAAAAGAUUGUAGAUUACAAGAAGGUGGAUGCUCAUGUCCACCAGUUCAAGGGUAGUAGUUCCAGCAUCGGUGCACAGAGAGUAAAAAAUGUGUGUGCCGCCUUCAGAAACUUCUGUGAGGCGAGGAACUUUGAAGGGUGCAAGGUAUGUCUGCGAAGUUUGACAGAGGAAUACAAUCUUGUGAAGAGCAAGCUUGAAACUCUGUUCACGCUGGAGCAGCAAAUCUUGGCAGCUGGUGGUUCGGUACCAGACCUGUAAAAGAUUGUGAGGGUGUGAUAUGUUAUGGGGAGCUUUGUUAAGUUUUUGGUGCUGUAACUAGGUGAAGGGUUAAAACUUGAAUGGAAAGCUGUUUUUUUUUCUUUUCUCUAGACAUGUUUGGCUAAUCAGAACACCAUCAGUUUAAAAAGUUAUGUGAUCUUAGUGGUUGAGUCUAAA
This is a messenger RNA of Rhododendron vialii, 998 nucleotides long. Its product is annotated as histidine-containing phosphotransfer protein 1-like. The record is from RefSeq and is a predicted model, not a curated record. Bases 366 to 821 code for a protein of 151 amino acids. Lineage: Eukaryota; Viridiplantae; Streptophyta; Magnoliopsida; Ericales; Ericaceae. Gene Ontology annotation, molecular function: protein histidine kinase binding; histidine phosphotransfer kinase activity. Gene Ontology annotation, cellular component: cytoplasm; nucleus. The transcript is spliced from 6 exons. Gene Ontology annotation, biological process: cytokinin-activated signaling pathway; phosphorelay signal transduction system; phosphorylation.